Molecule: messenger RNA, 527 nt
Organism: Cryptococcus amylolentus CBS 6039
Lineage: Eukaryota; Fungi; Basidiomycota; Tremellomycetes; Tremellales; Cryptococcaceae
Exons: 4
Coding region: 1-444 (147 amino acids)
Biological process (GO): proton motive force-driven ATP synthesis
Molecular function (GO): proton-transporting ATP synthase activity, rotational mechanism
Source: RefSeq, a predicted model, not a curated record
AUGUUCAACAUCUUUGCAGCUCCCCCCCUUCCAGUUACCGUUCCCGCAUACAGCCCCAUGGUCCAACCCGUCAACCCUCUCGACUUGUUCCUCACCCAAGCCCAUGUGGAUCUCUACCCGCCUCCUCCUGCUCCUGCUGCGACGCCUACUACAGGAGAGGUAUAUGGGGAGGCUAGUGCUACUGCUAGUGAUACCCGUCUUAUCCACCACCGCUCAGCCAAAAUGUCUUCUACCUGGAGAGAGUUCAUGUCCUGGAACAAGUACACCCAAAUCGCUUCCCGAGCCCUCCGACAGGCUCUUAGCGAGGGUGACCGUGUUGCUGCUGAGAAGCGUGCUGCCAUCGGCGUCCGAUACCAGGUCUGGCAGAACGGAGAGGGCGGCGAGCAGCAAUACGUCCGACCCCCACCUGAGGAGGCUACCGGCAAGCCUUCUGGUGCCGUCUAAACCUACCACUACCCUACGAUGAAAGACGGAGGGAGAAUGCGAAGGAAAAGGUAGAAAAAUGCAUGGAAUCGUUUGAAGGGAAU